Dicentrarchus labrax (European seabass) is the source of this 1990-nucleotide messenger RNA. RefSeq names its product V-set domain-containing T-cell activation inhibitor 1-like. The record is from RefSeq and is a predicted model, not a curated record. Bases 422 to 1036 code for a protein of 204 amino acids. Lineage: Eukaryota; Metazoa; Chordata; Actinopteri; Moronidae. The transcript is spliced from 6 exons.
AUUGCACUGUAGCCUGAAUUGGGCUAAAAAAAAGGUGCACAUUCAGCACAAUCCUAACAGCAGUUUUAUGUCUACACAGAGAUGUAUUUAAUUCAGUCCUCAUAAUGUAAUCUUUUCUGUGCAAUUUAAACACUGCUGUCUGUUGGUAUUUAUCAGAUAGUUGUAUUUCACCCUCACCACUGUCAGGAACAAAGUCACAGAACACAUAAUGCAGAAUUAAAGCGGAACAUGUAGCCCUUCAGAAUAAAAUGGAGCCUGUGCGCCGGCAUUAAGAGCCUUCUACCUCCGGGGGAAAGUGAAAGUAAACACAGAGUCGGAGGACGUGGAUGGGCAGUCUGUCUGCCUCAACCGCUACUAAUGAUAACUGAUUGUCUUUUCCAACGUGUGAAAGAGUCUCUCCAGUCUUUAUCCAGUGGCCGAGAUGAAGUUGCUGCUGGUUCUGAUGUCCUCUCUCUCUCUGGUGGACGCUCCAGAGUCUGAUGUGAUUGGCUCACAUAACCCAGUUACAGUAACACUCGGUGAUAACGCCAUCCUGCCAUGUUACCUGGAGCCUCCAUUCGAUGUGAGGACUCUAACAGUGGAGUGGAAACGUGAUGAACAAUAUGUCCACGUCAGCCGACAUGGGAAGGACUAUCUAGAUGAUCAGGAUGAGAACUUCCGAGGUAGAACAUCUGUCUUCCAUGAAGAAAUGAUCUUUGGAAACAUUUCACUAAAACUGACCAACGUAACUGAACUGGAUGCUGGAAGUUACUCCUGCUUUGUUCCUAAACUACAAAGUCAGGCCAGGAGAGGCUUCAUUAACCUCACUGUUGAGCCAGUGGAGCAGAAAAAUGACAAAGGAAGUCAGACCAAUAAUACCAACACAGAGCCAGGGAAUCAUGGUGUUCUUGGCGCUGUUGCUAUAACUGGCAUUUCUGUAGCAGUCUGUGCUCUCCUUGCUGUUGGUAUUGCUGCUGUAUUAUGGAUGAAAUAUGGAAAUCUCAGAGGACAAGAGAGAGAAUAUCUUCCAGCACAGAGGGACAAUGCUGGACUCUGAUGUCAAAAUGUGUUUUUUCUAAAGGUUCAUGCAGUCAGUACACAAUACAAUCAUGACUGAAGGCAUGUCUGAGCUUUUCAUUUGUAUUCACUGUAAACUGGAUGAUGAUAGCAGGUAACUCCUGUCUGAACUCAUGGUGGCGCUAUGGUCAUCAGCAAAAUCUCAGUACUGAGUGUGCAGUAAAUUUUGUCUCCUGUCAGUGUUUUACUUUUGACUUGAUGUUACUGCUGUGUAAGGUUGAGCUUAUUUUAACUACUCUAUACACAGUUGGGUAGUUUAAUCUACAGCAAUGCAUCAUAUUCUAUCAGAUCAUAAUGUAGUUUAACAUAGUUUUCCUGUAAGGUUCUCACCUGUAAAAAAUCAGAAACAGCCUAUUUUCAAAUUUUACUUAUACUUGAGUAAAUGUACUUAGUUACAUUCCACCACUAGACACAUUACAGUAACAAUAAACAGCUGUCUGACCUGUGAUUACUGUCAGUAUGACCAGUUACAUUAGGCUGUAUGUGUAAGAUAUUACAGGAUAAACAUUAAAUAGAGCUACACUGAGACGUAUCAAUGAAUUUAUUUAUUUUUCACUGUGAUCUGUAAAUACUGUAAAAACUUGUAAAUGUGUUUGUUGGUUGAAUAUAUUCUGAAAGGUUUAUGAACGAUGUCGACCUGAGGUACGUGUGCAAAUGAUUCCACUGGAUGUCAGUAAAUCCUUCACACUGGACCUUUAAUAGUGUGUUUGUAGUGCGCCUCAUGUUAUCUAGCUUCAUUUUCCACUUCAACAUCUAUUUUAAAAAGCAGUAUACUGUAUAUAUAAAAUGGUUCUAGUUUUAUACCAGCAUGCUCAAAAUCACACAUGGAGGGUCAUUUUUAUAAACUGAAACAUCUGGACACUAAGAGACUGAAAUAUCAUCCUGAAACUGUGAUUGUUGUUUGUUUAUGAAAAUAAAUGUAUUUUUUAACUUG